AUGCCGCCUCCACCCUCUCUGCCCCUCCACCACCGAGAUGGCAGGGCCGGGUUACCACAGUUAUCCUCUUUGCGACAACCUCAAGGUCCCAAUAUCAACAGCAGCAAUGUCGGUACAAGCGCCAACGCCAAUACCAGCUUCGCCCAACAAGCUCAAGCUCACAAUAAUGAGCCGUACUACUCUAAUGAAGACAUCGAGCUCCUCCACGAAAUCGUCACCCUCGCUGAGUCCAUCCUUCCUUCCCUCCCGGAACGCGACCGCUUGCCGACGAACGCGCUCUUCCAAGCCGCCGAACAGAUCCUCCCCGCACAUGGCUACCCAGAUCCGGACCAGGCGCCCUCGCAUAUCUCGCGGCUUAUCUUUAAGAUUGGGGGCCAGCGAUGCGCGCCGAACUCGAGAGGGGAGACCAGUUUGCUGGAUCGGUUUCGAACCGUCUUAGCGGGUAUGGGCAUCAUGUUGGAGUAUGUGCCUAGUAGUCCGUUGGGAGGGAGUCGGGAGCAGUCGCCUGCUGGAGCUGCGGUGGGAGGAAGAGGGGGAAGCGCUGAAGCAAGAAGGAGGGCGGCGGUAGGGGAUAAGCUGGCUGCUAGGUCUAGGUCGAGGAGCGUCUCGGUAUCGGGCAGGUCGCUGGGUGGGUUCUCGUCGGUUUUUAGUGAGGACGAGGACGUGACGGGCGGGGAACUCGAUAUCAAGUUGCGACGACUGCUGCCAAAGAGGAGACACAGCUCUGUUUCGAGACCGCUUGCGCUUGGUGGACUACCGAUUCGGUCACGAGCACGUUCGGCGAGUUUCACAGAUCCGAAUGCCUUGCCGGGGGAUACGCUCAGGAACGAGAGGGCUAGACGACUGGAAGCGCUGGCGCAACAACGGGAACAGCAGCAACGAGAAAGGGAGCAGCUGUUGAAUCGAAGGGGGAGGUCACCCGAGAAAUGCCAGGGGAGGAGAAGUCAAUUGGCUUCGAGACACAUCCCUCGCGUGUUCGGCGCACCGCAUCACUACGAAAAUGCGGAGGUUGCCGCUGGCGCUUUACCCGCAUACGCCAGACCGAACAAAGAACGACCACGGCCCAUGUCCUUCUCCUCAAUAGGCGAAACCGACCUCAACCACAAAUCCCCUCGAACCGAUUUCUCCGAACUCCAUCGCGCAACCAGCGACACCACUGUCAACACCAAAGACGAGCCUCUGCCCCUGCCUAGCAGCAGCCACCAACACCAUGCCUUUACGCGACCCCCACCCUCCGACCCCGAAUACCAAGAAGCAAAAGUGCGCAUGUUCCGAACCGAAGACGACGUCUCGCUGCUUCGCGACGCCUUCACAUCCUGGCACGACCACUUCAACCGCCACCAGCGCGACCACGACCACCUUCUAUCCAUCGCGACGCAGAUCGACGACGAAGACAUCAAGGCCGAGGUCCUGGAGAUAUGGCUCGAGGAAGCGGUGGCUGUUGUCGAAGAGCGCGAGCGCCGCGAGGCUGAAGCCGAGUAUGAAGCGUGGGUCGACAAGAUGGAGCGGCGCGCUACGAGAGUGUACGAGGUUUUCACGAUACAGAAUAUGUUGAACUUCUGGCAGGAUCAAGCGCGCGAGGAGCUGGAUCGUACCGCGGUCGCGAGACGGCAUUUGGUCAGGAAGAGGGCGUUUGAUGCUUGGAGGGCACAGCAUAUUCAGGAUGAGACGAAGGCCAGGAACUUUGUGCUUCUUCAUGCGCUGCAGCAGUGGACGGCCGUGGCGUUGCAUCAGGAGGUUAGAGGGCACGUGGCUGAGCAGACGGAGGAAAGGGAGACGAUGAGAGAGGGAUUGAUGCAUUGGUAUCGGCUGCAAAAGGGGAGGGUGGCGGAUGACUUUGCGAUGUUCAAGGCGAUGAAAGGAGGCUUGAACCAUUGGACUACGAGGACAAAGGAGGUGCAAGAGGAUCAUGAGGUGGCCAUUGCCCUGGAUGAGAGACUUCUCCUCGACGAGGCGGUUAAUAUCUGGCACGAAGAGGCGGAUGAUCUCAGGUACACCGGGUACGAGUGCAGGCUGCAUAAAGUCACACAGGACUGUCAGACUAUUCUUGCGAAUUGGCACGAGCAGAGCCGGUUGUUGCGAACGCUUAGGAAGUUUCGCGCGGCUGACGAGCGCACGCUCAAGUGGAACUGUCUCGAGCAUUGGCGGGAAGAAGCCGAGUACGCUCGUCGGGAUGGUUUGCUGGCUGACGCUGUGGUGCUUCUCACCCCCGUGGACACCUGGAAGCUGGAGUUGAAGCUCAAGUUGUGGAAUAUCCGCGAAGACGAGGAGACUCUGGAAGAUACUUUGACUCACUGGUUCCUCGAGCAACGUCUGGCCUUGUUCCAGCACCACGCCGCCUCCACAACUAAGAAAUCCGUCCUUUCCACCUGGCUCUCCGCCACUGAGACCUCCGUUUCCAUCCGCCAACACUCCGAGUCCGAAGCCUCCUACAUCUACUCCGACGACCUUUUGUCUUCCUGUCUCUCAACCUGGUUCGACGCCUCCAACGCCAUCUUUACCCCUCGCCACAAUGCCAACCUCAUCUGUCUCUACCGCACCACCAAGCCGUGUCUAGACCGCUGGCGCGAAGCCCUCGUCUCCUCUACCACGCGCAAUGCUUACUAUCUUCGCAAGGCCUCCAAACACUCCAAGCGUUUCACCAUCACCUCCGUCCUCAACUGCUGGCCCUCUUUGGCAGAACAAGCUCGUCGCGAGAGGAUGAUGACAUCCCUGCGCUCCUUCCGGCGGGAGUACAAGAUCUCCCUAGCCCAGUCCUGUCUAAGCACUUGGUUCAACGCCCUGCUAGAGUCCGACGACAUGGGCGCUGGCGCCGACUCUUUACAUCUUGAUCACAACCACUCGGACGUUUACGAUACCCUCUCCUACUGGUCUUCCAUCUCCCAAAGGGCGCAAGAGAUAAGAGAUAUUGCCGCCGACGCCGAGCUAGAAUCCUAUCUAGAGAACUGGAUGGAUAGCGCAGCGGAGAUGCGAGAAGCGGAAAUGGAUGCCGAGGAAUGGGAAGUCGAGGGUACUACCAAGAAUUGUUUGCAGAGGUGGGAACAUGAAGCGCUGCAUUUGGUUGCUAAGAGGAAUGCGGUGAAGGCGCUGAGGGAACGGGAAGAUAGACGAAUGGCGGUGGGGGUGUUGGAGGGGUGGUGGGGGGUUGUUAACCCCGGGGCUGUUAGGGAGAGGGGUAUCGGAAUGGGAGAGUAUAGUAUGCUUGAUCCCAGGAUGAGUACGAUGUUGAGUGGGAGGAGGAGUGUGAUGAGGCAGAUGGGAAGGUAUCGAGAUCGAGAAAGGGGAGGCGGCGGUGGUGGUGAUACGACGGCAAACUUUGGCAAUAGUGUUAGCCAGUGGUUUGGUAAUUCGGAGAUGCCACCUGAGCGGGAGAGGGAUAGGUCAACGUUCCUUUUCCCACCGGCAACAGCGGCGACAGUACCGUCGAGGCAAUCCGUCCAGCUUCCUAUACGAUCCGCUCCUCCAUCCGCUACCCAAAAACCACCAAAAGCGCCAACGGGCUAUCAACCCUACCAUCCCAACCCGGACCCUCCCGUUACUUCAAAUCCCUACUCCCAAUCCCGCCCAACAAGUCGCACAGCAAGUCGACCAGCAAGCAGACUCACAGCCCCAAUCCCAGUUCCAGAAACCCCCAUCGUCUCAGCACCCGUCCAACAACCAACCGGCCGAAGCUCAGAUAUGCGUCCAACGAACUUAUCCGCUCGACUAGUCAAUGCUAGAAACAAUCCUUCUAGUUCGAGUUCGGCGUUCAGGACAAGUCAAACGCUAGCGGCCGAGGUUAGUAAUCUAGGUCCUAUGGACUUUGAUGAUGAUGAGGAAUCUUUCCUUCCGGAUUUGGAUGUUAAUGAUCCGGGGUUUAUGAGUACGCCUAGUAGAGUUAGGCGGGCGCCGCCUUUGGGACGGGUGGGGCAUUCGGUGUCUUUGCCGGUUGUGCAGGGCGCUGGUAUUGGGCAGGGGACUGGGCAGGGGAGUGGGCAGCAGGGGAACACUAUCUUUGCUUCUGGGUCACAGUUUGCUGGACAGGCGCAGUACCAGCCUCAGUCUCAAUACCAGCCUCAGUCGCAGUACCAACCACAAUCACAAGAUGAUCGCUCAAGACCACCACCCCUCGACGACCGUUCACGACCAGAAAGUUCAUCAAGACCCGACCGCCCAGACCGAUCCGAAAGAUUCAACGCUCGAAAAUCCCUUUUCCGACUAGACCGUCCAUCCACCGCUCCCCCUCUCCCAUCUCACUAUCCUCCCUCCCACUACCUCCCCUUCCAAGGACCACCAACAGCCCCCUCAACUUCCGUCGGCACCUCAACUCCCUCAGCGAUACUAGCUAGCCCAAGAGAGAGGGAACUAAGGAGGGUAUAUGCGGAACCAGCUUCGGGAAUGGGAGUGGGGAAUACGAGUGGGAUUUUGAGAGGAGGGAGGGAGUGGACUGAACGGGAGAGGGUAGAUACUAGAGAGAGAGGGGUUUUCUUUAGUGAUAUUAGGGAGGAGAGCGCUGAGGGGUGA
Messenger RNA from Sordaria macrospora k-hell, 4503 nucleotides. RefSeq lists its product as uncharacterized. NCBI's taxonomy places the organism in Eukaryota, Fungi, Ascomycota, Sordariomycetes, Sordariales, Sordariaceae. The record is from RefSeq and is a predicted model, not a curated record.